This is a messenger RNA of Penaeus indicus, 4179 nucleotides long. RefSeq names its product peroxisomal multifunctional enzyme type 2-like (gene Mfe2). NCBI's taxonomy places the organism in Eukaryota, Metazoa, Arthropoda, Malacostraca, Decapoda, Penaeidae. The record is from RefSeq and is a predicted model, not a curated record. The transcript has 18 exons. Bases 112 to 2511 code for a protein of 799 amino acids. Gene Ontology annotation, molecular function: oxidoreductase activity.
AACAAAAAAAAGAAAAAAAAAGAAAAUUAUUAUCACCUGGUAAGGGUCUCUCCGCGGCGAAGGGCUUCUGGCAACAGUGCUCCUCCAGUCAGCUGAUCGACGUCAACAAAGAUGGACCCGAAGUUGCGUUUUGAUGGGAAGGUUGCUAUUGUGACCGGGGCUGGAGGCGGUCUCGGCAAAGCUUACGCCCUCCUGUUUGGUUCGCGCGGUGCCAAGGUGGUUGUAAAUGACUUGGGCGGCAGCAAGAAGGGAGAGGGAAGCAGUUCGAAGUUGGCAGACCAAGUGGUUGAGGAGAUUCGGAAUGCAGGUGGGGUAGCAGUAGCCAACUACGACUCUGUUGAAGAUGGCGAUAAGAUAGUGAAGACGGCGCUGGAUAACUUCGGCCGAGUGGACAUCGUGGUCAACAAUGCUGGUAUCCUGAGAGACAGGUCUUUUGCACGCAUCUCGGACACAGAUUGGGAUCUGAUCCAGCGCGUGCACCUGAGGGGUUCCUUCAUGGUGACGAGGGCAGCCUUCCCCGUCAUGAAGGAGCAGAAAUUCGGGCGCAUCAUCAUGACCGCCUCCACGUCCGGCAUUUACGGCAACUUCGGCCAGGCGAAUUAUGGGGCGGCAAAGCUUGGUCUACUCGGCCUGAGCAACACAGUCGCAAUUGAAGGACGCAAAUAUAACAUCCACUGCAACACGAUUGCCCCCGUGGGUGGAACGCGCUUGACGGAAGGCAUCUUGCCCCCUGACUUGUUUGACCAGCUAAAGCCUGAGUAUGUGGCCCCACUUGUUGCCUGGCUCUGUCAUGAGGAGUGCGAGGACACGGGAGGCCUUUUUGAAGCGGCUGGCGGAUGGUACGGAAAGUACAGAUGGGAGCGCACCCAAGGGCAUUUUUGCAGGAAGUACAUAGAGGAAGAGGUGACCCCAGAGGCAGUUCGCGACAACUGGGAGAAGAUCACGGACUUUACCGAUGCCUACCACCCUGCAAGUAACCACGAAGACACAGGGAUAUUAGCUGCUGGUUUACAAGACUUGAAACCAUGGAAGGAGGUUCAGCCCAAACCUGCCUCUGCAACAGGAGCAGUUACAUCAGGACCUAUGUCAGCGCUUGGUGCCAAAGUAGAACCCACGAGCUUCACCUACGCUGCCAAAGAUGUCAUCCUCUAUGCCCUUGGAGGAUGGGCUGUUCCUAUCCAGGGUUUACAAGACUUGAAACCAUGGAAGGAGGUUCAGCCCAAACCUGCCUCUGCAACAGGAGCAGUUACAUCAGGACCUAUGUCAGCGCUUGGUGCCAAAGUAGAACCCACGAGCUUCACCUACGCUGCCAAAGAUGUCAUCCUCUAUGCCCUUGGAGUGGGUGCUUCGGUGCAGGACGAGAAUGGCCUCAAGUUCCUGUAUGAGAAUGACGAGGACUUCACCCCCCUGCCCACCUUCUCCGUCGUGCCUUCACAAGCGGUCAUGUUUGGCGGCAAUCUGUGGAGCAAUAUUCCCGGAUGGACUGUGGAUCUGACCAAGCUUCUGCACGGAGAGAUGUACAUCGAGUGCGUGAAGCCCCUCCCCCCCUCAGCAACGCUCAACACGUCCUUGGAGGUGGUCGAUAUUCUGGACAAGAAAUCGGGAGCAGUCAUGAUCAUAAACACUCAGACGACUGACGAGAGCGGUGAGAUGGUGGCGAAAGCCCAGUGGUCGACCUUCCUGGUGGGAGAAGGCAACUUUGGCGGCCCGAGGAAGAGCGACCGCGUCGUGCCCCUCUGCGACCCUCCCAGCAGGAAGCCCGAUGCCACGGAGGAGUUCAAGACGGAUGCGGAUCAACCUGCCUUGUAUCGGCUGAGUGGCGAUCGCAAUCCUCUGCACAUCGACCCCUCCUUUGCCGCCAUGGGAGGGUUCCAGCAGCCCAUCCUCCACGGCCUGUGCUCCUACGGGAUUACCUGCCGCAUCAUCUUGAAGCAUUUCUGCGGCAACGACGUCAGCAAGUUCAAGUCCAUUAAGUGCCGUUUUGCCAAGCCAGUGAUCCCAGGUCAGACCCUUGUCGUCAACAUGUGGAAGGAAGGGGCACGCGUUUUCUUCACCUGUUCUGUCAAGGAGACGGGGAAGGACUGUCUGACAGGUGGCUAUGUGGAUAUUGCGGAAAACGGAGCCCCCACUGAAUCCGCGUCCACUCUGUCUAAGCCAGAGCUCGCCAGUGCAGCUGUCUUCCACGAAAUGUCGCAGCGUCUGGCUGGCGAACCGGACAUGGCCAAGAAGGUUAAUGCUGUCUUCCUGUGGAACAUCAGCUUGGACAAGAAGCCGGCCGGGCAGUGGACGGUCGACCUGAAGAAUGCCCCAGGCUCCAUCUACGAGGGAGCGCCGCGCGGUGGACUCAAGCCUGACGUCACCCUCACCCUAGAGGACGCCGAUAUGGUUGCCAUGGUGACGGGGAAGCUCAAUGCCCAGAAGGCCUUCAUGUCCGGCAAACUCAAGGUCUCGGGAAACGUGAUGCUGACCCAGAAGUUGCAGGGCCUGUUGAAACCCCAGGCCAAGAUGUGAAGGGGGGGUUAGUGUAGAGUUGGACGGGCAUUAGGGAGUGAGGGGGAGUGGUUGGAGGGGGGGAGGAGGAGGAGGAGGAGAGGAGGUGGGUGACGAUGCAUUUAACUGUGGAGGAUGUCGGGGCCAGGAAGGUGGUUAACUGUUAUGUUUUGGUAACUUUUCCCUUUUAUAGAUUUGUAUUGGUUAUUAGUUGAAUGUGUAUGCACACGCAUGCACACAUACGCUCAUAUAUACAUGCACACACACACACACACACACACACACACACACACACACACACACACACACACACACACACACACACACACACACACACAUGACACACACACACAUGACACACACACACAUGACACACACACACACAUGACACACACACACACAUGACACACACACACAACACACACACAUACACACAUUCAUAUGUACACGCACACACACCCACAUGCACAUGCACACAUAUACUUACCACACGCUCAUACACAGACACAUGUUCUUACGUAUACAUGUAGUUGCAAACAUAUUGUGAAGAAGUAGGUUGUAACACUUUUUUUUUUUCAAUAUGAACCUUUUAAGUUGUUAUUAAGAAAACAUUGUUUUCAUAAGAGUAUAAAAUUUAUUUGAGAUUUUGAAAUAUCAUUUAUCAGAUUUUGUUUUAAAAUAUAUUCACAUAGUAAUAAUUAAUUUUAAAAUGCUGUAUUAUUUUAAAUUACGAUAUUACCCAAACCCAUUCCUAAGGUUCCAGCGUUUUGCAACAUGGUUUUAAGGAAAAAUUUAAAUCAUUUUAAACAUUUAAAUGCAUUUUUGUUAUGUUGUCAUACAAAGAGAUACAUAUACAAACUUUUUAUUCAGUUUCAUUAUGUCUCAUGUAAACUUUGCAGUAUUCCUAGCAGAUUGUAAGUGUUUCUCAGGAAUUUCAGGUCAUUAAUUUGGGAUAUAUUAUGAAACAUAUUCAUGAUUAGAAGCUGAAAUAAAGUCUUAGAGUGACAUGGCAAUAGAAGAAAUAAAAAAGGUGCAAUAUGGUUGUAACAAUUUUGCAAAGAAAGAAUGAAAAGGGAAAAGGCAUGAGGACAUUAUUUAGGUUUUAUUUUUCAAUAAGAAGUUACUUUGGCUGAAGCUGCUGUUUCAUCUUUGUAAUAACAGUGUGGAAUACUUUGCUUUUUCCUCAUCAGGUUUCUUGGUGGCAUUUACCGUCGGCUGUAAUAAAGCACAAAAUGAGUAUCAGCCUUAAUCGGAUGUUUUGAAACUACAGAUACUCACAAGAAGCUCAGUACUGCAUUUUCAUUGAUAUUUCAGUUUUGUUCAUAUAAUUGAAUCGUAGAAGUUUCUCUUUUGUGCACAUUUCCUAACAGUCUCGGUCACUCCGUCAGUUACUCGAGCAAUUGCACAAGUUGUACAUACGCCAAGAAUGAGUAUGAUAAAGAAUUUGAUCCUAUUAGACCUCAGUUAGUUUGUGAAUGAUUUUAUGUUUAGUGAGGAUAUUUGUCUCUUGUCUUGGCUUCUGAUCUUGUUAAAAGUAAUUGUUCUGUGAAUUGAACAGCAUUUCGAGAAUUAAGUGAAUGUGAGUAGGGAGUAAAAAAAGAUAAAAAAGUGAGUUUUAAUAUUUUUCUUUUAGUUAUGUACUUGUUAAAGAGAUUUUAUGUAGGGAAAUCAAUAAAAUUCCUAAUAUGU